UAGGCACCGGCACAGGCACGGGCACCGGCAGCGGAGCGGGGCUGGAGCCGAGCCCGGCGGAGGGAUGGGGCAGCGGCGGGGCCCGGCCGUGCUGCUCCUCGCCCUGGGGCACCUGGCCGGGCUGCUGGCAGCGGGACCCGCCUGCGCCGACGCUUACCGCGGCCUCUCGGACUGCGUCCUCAAGCUGGGGGACAGCAUGGCCACGUACGAGGAGGAGGAGGGCAUCGAGCUGCAGGGGCUGCGCCGGGUCUGCAGGUAUUGGGAUGAAUUCCACACCUGUGCCCUGACAGUGCUCUGGGACUGCCAGAAGGAAGCAGCAGCUGUCUGGGAGAUGCUGAGAAGGGAGUCCCGAAAAAACAAAUUUCAAGGCAGCUUGUUUGACCUCUGCAGCCCCAGCAUGGCCCAAAGCUCUGCCUGGACCCACGUUCCCAACAUUUCCAUCCUCAGCAUGCCCCUCAUCGUCACUUGGCUGAACUUAUAAACUGCAGCUCUGUGAGUACCCCAACUAAAGUGGUGGCAGUGCGUGGCGUGGCAUCUUUCAGAUCUAUUUUCCAAACCUUUGAGGAAUACACUGUGUGGAGCUCAGAAACUCCCAGCUCCAUCCUGCGCCUGUGAGACAUGGAAGAGCUUGGCAGCAUCUCCAGGGUGUUGAAAUUUCUCUGUAAUUUGGAGUAACUCCUCUCCCCCUUCUGCCUCAAGGCACAGGCACAGAUCUGGCUGUUGGGAGAUUUGGGAACUUGUAAAUACAGGGCACAGGAUUUCGGGAGAAAUGAUACAUUUCUUCUGGAAAAUGAUGAAUGCUGGAUACUUCUGCACUCUUUCAUGGCAACUGGAAGGAAACCUGUUUACUUUGCUGACUCUUUCCACCAGAUCAACUCUGCAGGGUUUUGAUUUGGACACUCAAAACAAGAUGGGUGUUUUUCCCACUGCUCCAUGAGGUGCAGUGGAUGGUGUCUGUCCUGUCACAGGCUGAAGGGAAACCUUACUGCCCUGAACUGACCUUUCUUCUUUGAGGAUGUGGUAAAACCCCUGCUGAACAAUGAUCACAGUUGCAUGACUUCUCUUGCACACAUCUGAAUUCCUGAAUUCUGUGUUAUGCAUAAAUCCCUUUUCAAUGGACAGAGGUGAAAAAUAUUUGGGGAGAGAGGGAGUAUCAAGCUAGGAGGACAAAAGGGAUUUAUAGCAACUCUUCUGCUUUAAAGCUUUCCCCAAGGUACCUGUAAGCAGCUGUGGGUAGAAGUGUGUAAUUCCAGAGUAUUAAAGCUUGUUGUAGAGCCAACAGCAUGGCAGAAGUUAUUUGUCCUGGCUCUUACUCGACAGCACAGUCUCCUCUUGUCUCCUUUGUGGCUCAGAGUGUUGUCAGUUUUGCAGCCUCAGUGCAAGCAUGGAAGUAUUUGGAACAGAGAGGUGUUUGCAAGUGGUUUCUGAGUACGUUGGAGAAACACAACAACAUUACUGGUUAGCCCAAGGCAGUCUGUGUUCUAAGGAUGCUGAUGGAUCUCUGUGCCCUGCCUGGGGGCACAGGGCCAUGGGGUGUGUGCUCAGUGUGAGCAGGGGAACCAGGGCCCUGCUAACUCCACAGAUCCCACCAGAUGCAUUCCAGGCACAGGGCAAGCCUCUAGAGCAAAGGAUCUUAGUCCUAACACUGGUGUUGAGUCAUGCAGCUUUCCUCUGGCAUUCACGUGUUCUUCCUCUUACCUUCACUAUCCCUCAACCCUCUGCUCCUGCAGCAGCAGCAGCAGAUAAUGAAGAAAAUGGAGCAAAUUCCAAGAAAUAAGCCAGGGCAGAGCAGCUGGUGUUCAGACAGCACUUCAGUGCACAAGUUGUUACUUAUGUAUUCAGUACUCAGCAUCUGGGGCACAAAGCCUUAGGGUGAGCAGUGGAGAAAGGUAAUUCAGAGCAUGGUAAAACCUGGAGUGAACCACUCCGAUUCAGCUUCACUUCUUUCUUUGUACUCCACACCAACAGCACUGUUUUUUCUCUGAUUCUGUUCCCCCCUCCCCUGUUAACUUUAGUGGCUGGGGAAAUCUGAAGCAGGGGAGUCAUGUACAACCAGGGCUGGAGUAUGAAUCCCGUACCUGUUCUUUGUUUAGAACAACUGUUUAAUGCCAUUAGGAAAAGAAGUAAGCACAGCCCCAUAAAAUCUCACAACCAUUGCCUUCUAUUUGAAUUUGGCAAUUCCUCUCUUGAAAUUUUCUACAUUAAAACAGCUUUGGGGAAAGGGAAGGUAAAAGAAUCAGAUUGGCAAGAAACCUUUUUGCAAAACCAUGGAUGCACAUGGAUGAUUGUCACUGUCUCUGAGAAGAACAGGUCUUGGGACAUAUCUUCCCUGGAAGCAAAUCCCUCAACUACUGCACACAAAAAACCCCCCAAAGAUUCAUUAAGAAACAAAGACCAUCUGCCACUGUUCUGGUAUGGAGCAGCAGAUUUUUUUUUUGUAAGCCAAAGGUGCUUCUAAAUCUGACUGAAAGCAUGUGAGAGAAAACUAGGUCUCACAGUAUGGGAGUGAUGAGUUUCCUCAAUCAGUAUUUCAUUUUUAGCAGAACUUCCUCUAUGACUAGGACAAUUAAAGUAGAAGUCCUUAAAAAAAAAAAAAAGUAAUACACGGGUUCAUUUCUCCUAGGCAGUCAGCAGCCUUUCAGAAAGAUUUCUGAUCCUACAGCACACUUCAUGGUGCUGCAGUGCAGCUCCUGGGAUGUCCUGCAGCCUCAGUGUUAAAGCCCCAUUUGUCAAGGAUUCUUCUCAUGGCUUUGCUGUGAGUUUCUCCAGAUACAAAGCUGUCCCCAGAUUUCCGCCCCCAGGGAAGCUGCUGAAGCUGUUCCAGCAUAUCUUGUGUAUUCAAAAAGAAAUGGGUUAAAUGUUCCUCAGUCCAAAGUCUCCACCUUUGCUCUUGCAGGGGAACAAAGGUGGCAGCCCUGUUAAUACAGACCCACAGCAACUCUGGGAGCAGCUGGAAGAACGUGGCUUUGUCUCCUUGCUCUCAGAUUCCCUGACUGUAAUUAAUCCUCCCGCUUGCCUCAAGAACAGCCCUGAACACAGGAGUUCACACCAGGCUUUGGUGUGGUAUUAAGCCUUGAAGUAAACCUGCAAGCUUUCCCUGUCCCUGCAGGACUGGGAUGUUCUUUCUCAAGAAUAGCACCAAGAAGCAGCAGAGGACAAAAUGACCCUGCAGGAGUCUUAAAACAUGACUAACAGCACGGCAGUUCUCGUCACCCCGAGGCAGCACUGCCCUCUGCUCCACCCCUGACCCAGCCACAGCACACUCCCUGCUCCUUUCUGAGGCAGACACUGGCACCUACUGGAGACCAGUUUGUAUCCAGGCUGAGGUGACUGCGAGAAAGGCAAGUGUCCUUGUACGUGAAAAAUGAGCAGGUUUUGAGAAGGGCUGGACUGUCUUGCUGCAGGGGCAGCCCUGGGAAGUGACCUCGGGGUGGCCUCCAGGCUGGCUCCUGCCCAGAGAAACACUUGUGUAAACUCUUCCCUCUGAAAGGCUGCUGCUGUUUGAAACUCUGCUUACAGGGGCUUUGGUCAGGAAGGGCUCCUGGUGAAAUCCCCCAGUAUAAAAAGUGUUGGGGGACUUGUUUAGACAGAAAUCCUCCUCUGGAGACCUGCUGAGUAUGUAAAGCAGCAGGAUGUCAUCCUGCCCCCAUUUACAGUGUCUGAGUGGGAGAGCAGGGACUGAAAUACAGCUCAGCUGCCCAGUAACAGAACUCUAAAGAGCAGCUUCAGGGAGUUUAUCAGUCUGACACCGUCCCACCACUUUUCAACAAGCUGAAUUAGCAAACUAUUUAUGCAAAUUAAAACUUACAAAUAUUAACAUACAAAGGGAAGUUACUGCUGCAAGAUGCUACACAGGAGAAAAAUCUGUCUCCAGACCUGGCUUUGCCCUUGUUUGGGGUUACACGUGGCCACCCCUCAGUGGAAACAGGCAGGGUGUGGGGCUGCUUGCUUGGCCUGUUGGAUCUGGAGGAAUCACCCAGCUCUGGAACCUCAGCAGUAAGGGGAUGUACCUGCCUGGUGAAGUUUAUUUGAAGGACCUCUAAAUAUUCAAGAAAUAACAAGUCUCUUGCUUAACAUCACCUCUACCAGGCAAGACCUGUUGCUGGACUGCUGAAGCCUGAUGGGAAAGCCCAUCCAAGGGGGAAGAGCAUCAUGGCUGCAGGAUACUUCUG
Molecule: messenger RNA, 4172 nt
Organism: Passer montanus (Eurasian tree sparrow)
Lineage: Eukaryota; Metazoa; Chordata; Aves; Passeriformes; Passeridae
Product: neuritin-like
Exons: 3
Coding region: 65-481 (138 amino acids)
Biological process (GO): nervous system development; neuron projection extension
Cellular component (GO): plasma membrane
Source: RefSeq, a predicted model, not a curated record